AUGCACUCCAUUCAGAGAUCCACAACCAAUCUUCCAUGGAGAUCCAGCACUUACUAUGGCGCAUCAACCGGAAACAAAUUAAUCCCGAACGCCAGGAGUAUGCCCGAACCUCACCUGGAUGACUACAGACUGGGAGCACUGGAUCCGGUUAAAAUACCGCCCGUGUUUUCUGCUGCUAGGAGCAAUCUGUAUACCAGGUACACGCCAACUGAUUGGAACAUUUGCAACGUCGUCAACGGUGUUGUCACAGAAAAAGUAGUGGCGGGCUCUGAAGAGCUGAGAGGCAAUGCCACCAGGCUGUGUAAAGAGCUGGACGACAAGACGAGGCGAACCCAAGAAGAUGUGAGCAGGAAACUAGGCGAAAGAAUUGGAAACAUUGAACAGUGGAAGAGCGAAGUGAAAGCUGAGAUCGACGACAUGGUGAGUGAAAUUGACGCGCUGGAUAAAGCUAAAACAUGUUUAGCUAAAACUCAGCUGGAUCUAGACGUACCACUGAAGAUAGCUGAAGAAUGUUUGUACAGUCGUGAGAAGAGGAGAGGAAUUGAUCUGGUCCAUGAUGAAGUCGAGAAGCAGCUUAUCAAGGAGAUUGAUAUCUUGAAAAGUAAUCAGGAAAACUCUAGAAGAUUAGUCGAAGAUGCAGCGGCUCAAAUAGCUUUGAAUCGAGCGGCCCUGCACGAACUUGAGAAAGAUCUGGACGAUAAGUUGGUGGCCUUGAACUUGGACAACAACUGCCACAGGAUGAAGGACUCCACCAGAUCUCUACAUUACUAUGAUGGCGUUCAUCGCGUCGAUAACUCAACUUCAAUCCCUGUAACCUGGGCUCAGUUCAGCGCCGACAACAUUCGAAGGUCAAGGGCGGAGAGGCUGAGAUCACGUGACAUCCGGAAAUCAAUCGAGGGUUUGUGUAACGGUGUGAUGGACGAAGUGAAUGAUCAGUGGAACAGAGUGAAUGACGCCCUAGAAGAUAGGCUGAAAGAGUACGCCGAUGCUAAGAAUAAACUUCAGUACAAUUUGACAAAGACCCUGCAAGAAAUAUUGGACCAGGAGAAAGCCAUAGAACUGUUGAGGGUGUCGAUCAGAGAGAAGGACUCCCCACUACAACUUGCUCAGACCAGGCUGGUCACCAGACUGAGAAGGCCAAACAUGGAAACGUGUAAAGAUUCAGCCCAGCAUAGGCUGGUCGGCGAAGUGUACGAAAUAAACGAAUCGGUGGACAUCCUGCGGGCCAAACUGAGGCAGUCGGAAAACGCCCUCCAGCACCUGCUGAAAACAAAACUGAGCCUGGAGCAUGACCUUGACAUUAAGAACAACAGCAUCGUCAUCGAUCGCGAGAAGUGCCUCGGCAUUCGUCGUAAUUAUAAUUUUCCCCUCGCCAGAUGCAUCUAUUCUUUUUAAUUUUUUUUAUUUUAUGACCGUGACAUCAUCGUGAAAUGUUAAGGUGACCAUGUCGCUGUGACUAGGUUCGAAUGCCGAGAUCCUCACCCUCCAAAUGCAUACUGAGUGUUGAAAUACUAAGGAUGAUUUGUAAAAAAAAUGUUAAUAAUACAAAUUUAAUAAAAUAAAUUUUAUUUACUUUUUGAUUUAUACCUCUAAGGGUUAAUAUGUUGUAAGCACUUGCAAAUGCGUACUUCUCUAUUACAUCGGCCGUGAAAAUGUAUAAACGUUUACUAUCUGACACAUAACUUUUUAUGUGUAUUUUUAUAGAUUUUAAAGUUAUAGUACGUUGAAUUUUAUUAAAACGUCUUCAAUUAUGAAACAAUUUUUUUUAGUUCAACAAAACUGUGAUGAAAUUAACUUUUUUUCAAAAUUAUUUUUCUGAAAUAUUUUUAAUAAUAAAUUUUUUGAAAUUUAGUUAAAAUAUAGCUUAGUUAACACAGAGUUUUUUUCACUACUAACAACACUUGAUUCACUUUGCUUUCAUAUAAUUUUGUAUUCACGUGUAUAUUAAAUUACAUUAUAUUAUAUUAUAAUAACCUAUAUUUUAAAGUUUAUUUCAAGUUUUAUAUAUUUAGAAUAGAAUAAAGAAGAUUUGAACAAAAAAAA
Messenger RNA from Helobdella robusta, 2043 nucleotides. RefSeq lists its product as hypothetical. Lineage: Eukaryota; Metazoa; Annelida; Clitellata; Rhynchobdellida; Glossiphoniidae. The transcript is spliced from 8 exons. Gene Ontology annotation, biological process: cilium movement involved in cell motility; cilium assembly. Gene Ontology annotation, cellular component: nucleus; microtubule cytoskeleton. The record is from RefSeq and is a predicted model, not a curated record. Bases 1 to 1395 code for a protein of 464 amino acids.